AGUCUAAUCACAAACCCGCUGUCUUGCCAUGUGGGACAAACGACCCCUCAGUUAUGACAAAAAUUCAGAGCGGAGCAGAAAUAUCUUUGCUACCUUCGUACUACGCUACGGGAGGGGCUUUCUCCUCCUUCCCCUUAUACGCAGCUAUGCACCGGAUCGGAAUGUUUCGCAGUAUCUCUAUUAGGGUUAUCUGCAUGAGGGGUUUGUGCGGCAUGAACGCAGCUUCACGCAACAUCAUGGACCCCGCAUCGAUUGCCGGUAUGGCAAGGCAAUAGUCUGUCCCAAAGCUCGGUGGCAUAUUAUAAAUUUCCCCCGCUCUCUUCCCGUUAAUGCCAAGUUUCCCGUGAGGAGACUUGAUUGUUGGCAUGGUAGUGCAGUCGAAGUCUAUAAAGUUCACCAGACGCUCUGCCCUGCUCCUCCAUCUCAAACCAUCUUCUCAUCUCACAACGAGUUCCAACCUUGCAAAGUCGAAAGCAGAGGCAACAUUCCUCUUUCCCCAAUCCAUAAUCAUGCCCGAACCCGUUGACCUCGGCAAACUCGUCGACCUGAACCCAGGUCUCGGGCCCCAGCCGCCCAUGACCUACGAU
This is a messenger RNA of Aplosporella prunicola CBS 121167, 587 nucleotides long. RefSeq lists its product as uncharacterized. The transcript has 2 exons. The coding region runs from base 54 to 275 and encodes 73 amino acids. NCBI's taxonomy places the organism in Eukaryota, Fungi, Ascomycota, Dothideomycetes, Botryosphaeriales, Aplosporellaceae. The record is from RefSeq and is a predicted model, not a curated record.